Molecule: messenger RNA, 4286 nt
Organism: Caenorhabditis angaria
Lineage: Eukaryota; Metazoa; Nematoda; Chromadorea; Rhabditida; Rhabditidae
Source: the annotation of a GenBank genome assembly
AUGCAAAAAAUAUGGGAAUGGAUAGUGGAUAAGAAAACAAAUACAAUCAGAAAAUGGCGAUCGAAUUUGAUAAGAAGGAGUGAAACGGAACCAGAUGAUUUGAGUGGUAUGUGAUUUUUGGGACAUUUUCCGGGGUCCCCGGGAUCCCAAAAAUUGAUUGUUCAAUGGAGCAACUUUUCUUCAGCUGAUUGAAAAUUGGAAAACGGAAAAAUACUCAUAGAAAAUUUGAAACAGUAGAUUUUUUUUUCUGAAAAAAAAUUCUGCAAAUUUUUUUUAUAAAAAUCUACUGUUUCAAAGUUUAUGUAUAUCUUUGCAAAAAAUAAACUGUAUUAAUUUGAUUCAAUUUCAUCUCGUAGUAGUUUGGAUUUUUUCUAUGCUGAAAAGAAAUGUGAAACUUUUCUCAACUUGAAUUUUUUUUAGAAAUUCAAAACUUGUGUUUGAUAAUUCAUUUUCUACAAAUCCAAAAAAAAUCCACUGUUUCAAAUUUUAUACAUUUAUUUCAGCACAAGAUUUGAAAUUUAAACAUCUCUUUUGUUGAAAAAUGUUUUCUGAGCAAAAUGGGUCUCAAAAAUCGCGGAUUUUUUGAACCUAGAAUCGUUCUAAACUAAAAUGUCAUGCUGAAAACAAUCAUAAACACCUCAAAUUCAAUUUCAGCACUUCGAAAUGGCAAACGAAAAUCGUAUUCAACAGGCAGUAUCGUUUCCUCAACAAGCACCUCAAAAAAACUGUCAGAUUUCGAGAAUUUUUUUGAAGAACCUCAAGUCAAAGAUUUAUUGGAUUCUCGUCGCGAAUCAUUUCUUCGACACUCGAAUUCAGCCGAAAUAUUUCCAGUUGCUCCGCCCGAUAUUGAAGCAAAACUCGAAAAGUUUGUUGUUUACAAGAAUUUUGAGAAAAAAACGAGAGACUUGUUUUUGUCACUUAAUUGUUCUAUUUUUUCGUUUUUCGUUGAGAAAAAAGUCUUGAGGUGAUAAGAGCUUUCGGCGUUUUUAUUUGAUCUUGUUAGUCGUUUUUGCUCAAGUGAGUGAGAAAUUCUGGGAUACUGUAGAUUUUUAGCUGGGAAAACUUCUCUGGCAAUUUUUUUUUAUCUCAAACUAUUGUUUAAAGCUCAAAUUUUGUGCUGAAAAAUCUGGAAACACUUAAAAUUUAAAAAAAAUCAAGUUUUCUGUGAUUUCCAGCACAAAAUUUGGGUCUAAAACAAGAAUUUCGAGCUCCUGGACUUUUUUCCAGCAGAUCUACAGAAUUGGGGAAUUUUUAUCUAGAAAGUUCAUGAUGCUCAAAAUGAUGUAACUGAUUGAAAUUUCGUGCUGAAGCCUGUAGAAAUACUUAAAAUCGCUUAAUCUCGAGGCUUUAGUGAUUUUCAGAAAAAUUUUGGGUAUGAAACAAGAAGUUGAAGCUUCUUGAACAUUUUUCAGUUGAUCUACAAAAUUUUGAAAUUUUUUUCAAGGUAGUUUCAAAAGCUCUAAAUAAUAUUCAAGACUCAAAAGUUGUGCUGAAAAUCAUGGAAAACUCAAUUUCCAGAAUUUCUGAGUAUUUCCAGAUUUUUCAGCACAAAAUUUGAGUCCGAACAAGAUUCUUCUCCAGCCUUUGGCACUUUUUAAGAAAUUCGAAAUUUUUGUUGAAAAAUUUAUGAGCAAAAAUCACAAGUCCGGAAACGUUUUCUAAUUUUAUCCAAUGUUUCUUUGGCUUCCUGAAAUUAAUGAAAUCCUAUUAAUUUUUGCUUCCCAUAGAAAUUAUCAUCACUUUAUUUAUCACUUCCCUCCCCAAAAAAAACUCUAAAGUUUAAUCUCACUAAUAGGAUUAUCAACGUUUUUUCCCUUUAAAAAAUAAUUUUUUUUAUCUUCAUCUUCUUCUUCAGAGAAAAUGUUUAUUUUUGUCAGAAAAUCUCCUCGUGCAACUCCUCGAACUUCACGAAAACAACUUCGAUUUGAUAUUCCGGAGGUUUGUUGGGAAAAUAGAGAAAAAGGAAAAAAAAUAGGGGAAGGGAUUAACUUUCUCACUUUUUUUGAGACCCAAAUUUUUCAUUUUGGGAAUUUUUGUGAGAAAGUUUAUGGGAAAAUCUCAAAUUUUGUGCUGAAAAAGCUGUAAAUAAUUCGAAUUUCGGAUUUUCAGCAUAAAAUUUCACAAGGUAUCUUCCGAUAAUAAUAAUAAAAAAUAUAUCGAAAAAUAUUCAUGUAAAAUUUGAAACAGUAGGUUUUAUUCACAAUAAUGUUUUCCAACAAAUUUGGUUCCAAAACUUUUCGAGACUCAAAUUUUGUGCUGAAAAUCAUAGAAAAUCUUAAUUUUUCCAAUUUUCCAGGUUCAAAUCUCAUUUGAAACCAACGAACCGCGUCGUGUCACAUUCGAAGGUGUUUCUUCAAUAGUUCCAGAACCAGAAAUCGAUUGGACUUCAAGUUUGCCAAAAAUGGAAACUGUGCCAGAAAUUGAGCCUGUAAGAUUCUUUCAAAAAAUGAUUUAUUAUUUUUAUAUAUGUGAAAAAUAAUCGUUGAGCAAGUGAAUUCUUGAGCAUUUUUCGAGCCAACACGCGACUUUUUCACUCUGAUUUUUGAAUAAUUUAUUCAUCUCGUUCUUUUUUUGAUUCGAAAAUAACAUCAUCGUCACGUAUUCCGAAAUUAUUUAUAUUCCAAGAAAAAAUUCAGUUUUUUUGUAGGUUUUAUGUUUUGACGACGAAGUGACAAUGUCAUCGAGAAGAAUGUCAGCGAGUGAAAAAGCACGGCAAAAUGUGAUGGCACAGAGAAGACAGAGUAAUGUUCAGGUUAGUUUUUUUGUAGUUCAAAUUUUGUGCUGAAAAAAAGCUGGAAAUUAGAAUUUCAGAAAAUCAAGUUUUUCGUUGUUUUCAGCAUAAAUUUUUAGUCUAGAACAAUUUUUCAGCUUCUGAAAGUUUCUAAAAAAAAUUCCGAAAUUUUCUAGAUCAGCUGAAAAAAAUUCAAGAAGCUCGAAAUUUUGCGCUGAAACUCACAGAGUUACUGAAAAUUGUCCAAAGUUCAAGCUUAAUUAACAAAUUUUGUGGGAAAUCACAUAGAAUUUGAAACAGUAGAUUUUUCAAUUUUUUUUCAAAUAACACCCAAAAAACUGUUUGUGAAUAAAAUUACUGUUUCAAAUUUCACAUUAGUAUUUUUCGAAAUAACAGCAGCUUUGUUAAUAAUGUCGGAUAAGCUCCAGGAAAAUCUGGUUUUCUUUGAUUUUCAGCACAAAAUUUCAGUCUCAAACAAUAUUUAGAGCUUCUAAAACUUUCUAGAAAAAAAAUUCCAAAAUUUUGUAGAUCAGCUGAAAAAUGUUCCAGCAGCAUGAAUUGGUCCCAUUUUCCAAUAAAAAACCUCACUUCUUUCAGCUUGUACAUACAAUGAGUGGUCGAACCACUUCAACAACUCUAAUUCCGCUAACUUGCGCUCAAAUUCAUUUGGUUCGCGCACUUUGGCGACAAGUUUACACAAUAAAAGGGCCAACAGUUAUUGGUUGCAGUAUUUAUCAUCGAUUGUGCUUCAAAAAUUUGACUGUAAGUUUUCAGGGGGCUGAAGAAGCCUUAGGGAGGCUUUAGGAGACUUUAGGGUCUCUACACGACCCAUAACACAUAUCAAAAUAGUCCAAUUUUUUCAGGUAAAAGAGCAAAUGAAAACCGUCGAGCUCCCACCCAAAUUCACAAAUCGUGAUAAUUUCAUCAAGGCUCAUUGCAAAGCGAUGGCCGAAUUAAUUGAUCAAGUUAUUGAAAAUCUCGACAAUUUGGAUAAUGUGACAGAGGAAUUAAUGAGAAUUGGAAGAGUUCAUGCACGAUUGUUACAAGGAGAAUUGAAUGGAAAAUUGUGGAAUACGGUGGCUGAAACUAUUAUUGAUUGCACGCUGGAAUGGGGUGAUAGAAGGUUGGUUUUGGUUGAUUUGAAGUAGAAAGUUUCAGAAAUACAGAAAAUCGAGAUUUUUGUGAUUUUCAGCACCAAAUUUUCAGUCUAGGAAAGUUUUGGAACGUGAUUUGAAAUUAAAAAACUUCAAAAUACUUUGCUCUGGUUGAUAAAAACAAAUGUACUCAUUUUUAACUAACACCAAAAACAUUUCAAUUUUUAUUGAGAAAUAUUUCGCAAUUUCAGAUUUCCGAUCACAAAUAUUUCACAUGUUUUUUGUUGUUUUUUUUCAGAUGUCGAAGUGAAACAGUCAGAAAAGCGUGGGCUCUAAUCGUAGCUUUUAUGAUCGAAAAAAUCAAAGGUGGACAUCACGAACAGCGCAAAUUAAUGUUGGCAUCUCGCCAAUCUCUUCCCUCAAUAUCAAUCCCGACCACAUUUUCUCGAACUCAUUCCUAA